This is a messenger RNA of Gastrolobium bilobum, 837 nucleotides long. RefSeq names its product expansin-A1-like. The transcript is spliced from 3 exons. Bases 37 to 783 code for a protein of 248 amino acids. The record is from RefSeq and is a predicted model, not a curated record. Gene Ontology annotation, cellular component: extracellular region. Lineage: Eukaryota; Viridiplantae; Streptophyta; Magnoliopsida; Fabales; Fabaceae. Gene Ontology annotation, biological process: plant-type cell wall organization.
UUAAUACUCCAAUGUUACAUUUAUGCAGGAAAAAAAAUGGCCCUUCUUGGAUUUCUUCUUCUGGGGUUUUUCUCUAUGGUUUCACAUGUAAAUGGUUAUGUUUAUGGGGGUUGGACUAAUGCUCAUGCCACUUUCUAUGGUGGAAGUGAUGCUUCUGGGACAAUGGUAACAUCUCAUAUUGCAGGUGGGGCUUGUGGGUAUGGAAACUUGUAUAGCCAAGGUUAUGGAACUAAUACAGCAGCACUAAGCACUGCCAUGUUCAACAAUGGCUUGAGCUGUGGUGCAUGUUUUGAAAUCAAAUGUGUGAAUGACCCACAAUGGUGUCUUCCUGGCUCAAUUGUAGUCACUGCCACUAAUUUUUGCCCACCUGGUGGUUGGUGUGACCCUCCCCAACACCAUUUUGAUCUUUCUCAACCAAUUUUCCAGCACAUUUCCCAGUAUAAAGCUGGGAUUGUACCUGUUAUUUACAGAAGGGUAAGGUGCAGGAGAAGUGGUGGAAUCAGGUUCACUAUUAAUGGUCAUUCUUACUUCAAUUUAGUCCUUGUGACUAAUGUUGGAGGUGCUGGUGAUGUGCAUGGUGUGGCAAUCAAAGGUUCAAGAACUAGAUGGCAAGCCAUGUCAAGGAACUGGGGGCAAAACUGGCAGAGUAAUUCCUACCUGAAUGGACAAAGCCUUUCCUUUAUAGUCACCACCAGUAAUGGCCAUAGGUUGGUCUCAUAUAAUGUUGCCCCAUCUAGUUGGUCCUUUGGGCAGACCUACACUGGAAGGCAGUUCAACCACUAACCAACCCUUUAAUUGAGCAUCUUUUCAGUAAUGUGUAGUAAUAGUAUCUUAAGA